Messenger RNA from Cuscuta campestris, 1098 nucleotides. Lineage: Eukaryota; Viridiplantae; Streptophyta; Magnoliopsida; Solanales; Convolvulaceae. The record is from the annotation of a GenBank genome assembly.
CCUCCCAAUCAAACAAGGUAAUGGGAUCCUUCCCUUCCCUCCCAUUAGUCCCAUCCAUUCCUUCCCCUCUCCCUCCCUUCCAACCAAACAUACCCCAACGAGCAAUCAGCAUUUCAAUUGGACUUCAGAGCCUAUAUUGAUUCGGCAGCAUCAAAUUGAUUUAUCAACUUCUAAUUGAUCCAUCAGCUUCAAAUCAAAUCGUACCUUUGCACUAGAGCUGUGGCAGACUUCCAAUUGACCCAGGCAUUAUAAGAGACUGAAAGAUGUUGAGAAGAUUUUUCUCUGCUGUCUCUACUCCUACUCGUCCAGCUACAGCAGCAUUGCACUCAUCUCUUGGAUUAUCAUCUCCUCGUUUCUCUACUUCCUCAGGAAAUGUUGACAGAAGGAAGGGGAUUGCAUACUAUGAAAAUGGCAUUGCAUCAGUGACAUCAUAUCAUAAGGGUUGUAGUUCCCACUUGUCACAACUUUCCCCAUCUGGUCAUAUUUUUCAAAGAAGAUUUAUUGCCACCAUUGGGUCUUCAGUGGAUACUGUUUCUCAAGAUGCUUCAGCUUCUAACUCUCUGGUAACUCCACGUAUUAAAUUUAAGAGGCUAGAUAAGACUGCAAAGCACAUAAUGCAGAUUCUCGAUAAAGAGGCAGUUGAAGAAGUGAAGACACAGAGAGAGAUACUUGAUAUACGACCUGGCUAUAUUUUGCAGCUCAAAGUAGAAGUACCUGAAAACAAGAGACGUGUUUCAAUUAUAAAAGGAAUAGUGAUAGCCAGAAGAAAUGCUGGGUUGAAUACAACAUUCAGAUUAAGAAGGCUUGUGGCAGGGGUUGGUGUUGAAUCCCUCUUUCAUCUAUACUCACCCAAUAUAAAGGAAGUAAAGGUGGUGGACAAGAAGAAGGUGAGAAGGGCAAAGCUGUACUAUCUCCGGGAUAGAAUGAAUGCAUUGAAGAAGCAAUGAAUGAGUCUACCACAUCCAGGUUCAGUUCAUGGAUGACAUUUUUUGGGGGGUCAAUGUUGGAGACAGAAAUGGAAGGAAAAACUUACCAUUUUAGCAACAAUGUCACUAUCCUAAUUGUUGAUUUUGGUGCUAGAGUUAGUUACCUAUUCUA